Messenger RNA from Tachysurus fulvidraco (yellow catfish), 2436 nucleotides. RefSeq names its product cellular communication network factor 5 (gene ccn5). The coding region runs from base 66 to 1085 and encodes 339 amino acids. Gene Ontology annotation, molecular function: integrin binding; heparin binding. NCBI's taxonomy places the organism in Eukaryota, Metazoa, Chordata, Actinopteri, Siluriformes, Bagridae. The record is from RefSeq and is a predicted model, not a curated record. The transcript has 5 exons. Gene Ontology annotation, biological process: cell adhesion; signal transduction. Gene Ontology annotation, cellular component: extracellular matrix; extracellular region.
CUCAGAGCCAGCCAGUGAGCAAACAGCAGAACUUGUAGCUCAGCAUACUGCGUUGAGACAGUGGGAUGGACAAAACAGUGCAAAGCACACACACUCUGCUGGCACAGGCACUACUGUUGUACCUGUGUUCCCAGGUAUUCUGUCAACAGUGCUCCAGGUCGUGCCAGUGUCCCAGCUCUGUACCAACCUGCCCUGAUGGCGUUUCUCUCGUUCUGGAUGGAUGUGGAUGCUGCAAAAUCUGUGCACGCCAGAAGGGUGAAGCCUGCACUGACAUACUUGUGUGUGACAAGCAGAAGGGGCUGGAAUGCGACUACAGCGCCAGCUUCCCUGGAGAUCCAGGAGAGUGUGACGGUCAAGAAGAGUUGGGUUGUGAGCUGAAUGGCAUCUCAUAUGUGGAUGGUGAGGUGUUCCAGCCGUCCUGCCGCACCCAGUGCAAAUGUGCAGGUGGAGGAGUGACCUGUGUGCCCCUGUGCCCUGAAGAUGUCCGCUUGCCCAGCUCAGACUGCCCAUAUCCUCAAAGGGUCCAAAUGCCAGGAAAGUGCUGUAAGGAGUGGGUGUGUGAGACCUCGGACAACAGUGUGCAACAGGAUGUUCAAACAGCUUACAAUGAAGUCCAACUGUUGCCUGCACUUCCUGGGUACCAAGUGAGCCCCAGCUUUAACUGUAUAUAUCAGAGAACAGAGUGGAGUGCCUGCUCACGUACGUGUGGCCCGGGGAUCUCCACACGUGUGAGCAACCAGAACGCGGCCUGUAGAUUUGAGCAACAGAUGAGACUGUGUAUGAUCCGACCAUGCCAGGCUUUGCCACUUCAAACACCAGUGUGGCCAAGGACGUGCCAGGCGAGCUACAGGCCGAAUGUUCCCACAACCCUGUUCCAUCAAGGAUGCUACAGCACACAAUUUUACCGUCCACGUUACUGUGGCCUCUGCACUGACGGUCGAUGUUGCACACCAUAUCUGACCCACACCGUCCCAGUCACCUUCCGCUGCCCAGGGGGCCGCCUCUUACGCCAAGCUGCCAUGAUAAUUAGGUCCUGUGUUUGUCAUUACAACUGCCCCAACAGGAAGCUUGGUCAGUUGGAAUAGAGACUCUCAUGCACUGAUUCACACAAAGCCCAGUUUGAAGCCUAGAAAGAAUAGCACUUUGCACAUACCACAGUAUUUUUUUUUAUAUAUUUUUAAAUCCUGGGCCACUGGGUCUGUGUUAUACAGGAGACUUCUUUCUUGCUUUUCUCCUUGCGAACUCUUUCAUCAACUCUGCCAGGGUCCAGCUUUUUUAACAAGCUCCAGCUCAAUGGCUUGCACUGACAGCAUAUUGAGUCUUCUUUAGCCAAUGUUUGUUCAGAAUUUGCUUUUAUUCCAAGCCAUUUGGCAAAAUUGUCAAAAUGGGAAAAUUUUCUCUUCUUUUCAUCAACACCCUAAAUAUGGGUGUACUAUGUUUUUUGCAUUUCCUCCUAUCUUUAGUUAGGAUCUAAAUGAAUGCUCCUUGGGUCCAAAUUCAGACGUACACACUAAUAAUAUUUCAGAAUUGAUUUCAUAUUCUCUGAUUCAUCUGGAUUCCUUUAGAUUCUGUAAACUCACUGCUGUGGCACAGUGUAAUGGUUAAUCAGUCUAAUCACUCAGUUCAAAUCUAUGCUUGUUGGAGACCACAUCGUUAGCAGAGCCUUGGCAUCUGCUUAAUAGCCCCAGUCUCUGAUCCCUACUGGUACAUUAUGUAAUUUCAUAUAACAAGCUUGCAAUUACACUUAGAUUUCUUGUGGCAUUGGUUGAGUAGUGGGCUAGCCUGAUUCUUCACUUAUAGCCUGUGUAUAUAAAAUCAGUCUUUUUUUAAUGUGAUCAGAAUUUCAUACAUUUCUGGAUUUGAUAAGCAAAGAGAAGCCAGAUUCAGUUACUCAUCUCUCUUAGGGUUAUAUGAUGGCAGCUAUUAGUCCUGAGCGCUUACGGCUUCCUAUGUAAUUUAAUUUCAAUCACUUGUACAUUUUCUAUCACUCAAUGUUGAACAUUUUAGUCAACUUAGAUUUUUUUUUACCUCAUACAAACACCGGAAAACUUUUCCCCCCCAAAAAAUGUAACUUCUAUAUGUGAUUCUAACAUAUUAAUUUUUGUUUUAUUGUUUUUUUUUUUAAUCACUCAUGCCCAGACAGAAAAAGUUAUCUUAUCUUAUGAUGGUUUCCUGUGCCUUUCCAUUCUUUCUAUCAAUUCAAUUUUAAUAUUACUAAACCAAUGACGAUAUAAAUCUCAUUUUAGAGACUUUCAUAUCCAGGCAGCCACUUGAAUAAGUGCUUGUAUAACCUUGUAAAGAGACACCAACUGUCGAUGUUUCUCAUGUAAUUUGCUGUACAUAUUUGUAAAUGCACUUAUAACAAUAUAUAUAUAUAUAUGUUGGUUUAUAAUUUAUGUGUCCUCAAAACAUUAUAGAUUGCUUGUCUGAGUCAAA